Molecule: messenger RNA, 676 nt
Organism: Glycine soja
Lineage: Eukaryota; Viridiplantae; Streptophyta; Magnoliopsida; Fabales; Fabaceae
Product: protein GLUTAMINE DUMPER 5-like
Exons: 1
Coding region: 124-477 (117 amino acids)
Biological process (GO): regulation of amino acid export
Source: RefSeq, a predicted model, not a curated record
UCAAGAUCCCAUCACGUACUGUUUACUUGUACUUAAUUAUGUACUAUAUAUUGGUUAAAUUCAAUCUCAUCCAUAGCAUCGACCCCAUCCCAAUAACAAACACCCAAAUCAGGUUCAAAAGAAAUGAACUCAACCAUGAGUGAAUCAGGAGCAGGUGGUUUCAAAACUUUGAGUUCUCCCAUUCCUUACCUCUUUGGUGGCUUAGCUAUCAUGCUUGCAGUCAUAGCAGUUGCAUUACUCAUCUUAGCUUGGUCUUAUCGUAAACAAUACUAUACUUCUUCUAACUCGGCCAGUGAUGAAGAGAAACCACCACCCAUCAAGAUGGUGGAAAAGGAGGAGAAUGUUUCAGAGCCAAAGAUUGUUGUGAUCAUGGCUGGAGAGAGCAACCCCACUUACUUGGCCAAGCCAGUUCCAUCCACAAGCCAUAAUGAACAACCCCUUUUCAAAGUAGCAGUAUGUAGAUCAGAGUCAGAGUAAUCAUAUAUAUAUAUAUAUAUAUAUAUAUAUAUAUAUAUAUAUAUAUAUAUAUAUAUAUAUAUAUUCUUAGAAAUUUUCUUGUUCUGGGGUUUGAUUUUCUUUAUAUAUAAUACAUUUUGCUAGCUCUUUAAACUCUGGUUGAACCUGCGAGAUGUAAAUUGAAGAGAUCGAAUGAAAUGGAUGUGGUAGUGUUGAGAGA